AUGUAUAAGUCGGAUGCAUUAUGUGCAAGUGACGAUGAUGGUACAAUUGGUUACUCUAGUGAUGAUAAUGAGAUUGACACCAGUCAUCGAAGUGUUCAUACCCUUGACUAUUCAAGUGAUAGUUCAAGUGAAGCUAGCCUUGUCCUACAAAAUGUUCGUAAACGUGCAAGACCCAUAUCAAGCAGUGAUGAUUCUGAUGUAGCAGACGAUGGAUGGAAUUGGACAGAAGAAGAAAAUAUUGUAAACAUAAAACAGUUUACUGAAACUCCCGGUAUCAAUCCAUUAGUAUUACGAACAUUGGGAGCAAAUUCGACACCUCUGUGUGUUUUAAAACAAAUUUUAUCUGACGACUUUUUUCAAAUGAUAGUCACGGAAACAAAUAGAUAUGCAGCUCAAAUGAACAUGCAACGCAAUACGAAAAUGAGCAAGGACUGGUUUCCAGUAACGAGUGAUGAAAUCAAGGCAUAUUUUUCGUUAUGUAUUAUAAUGUCUCAGGUAAAAAAAUCCAAAAUAGACCUGUAUUGGUCAAAACGCAGAAUACUAGAAACACCUGUUUUUCCCCAAAUUAUGCCUCGUAAGCGUUUCCUAUCUAUAACGCACUAUCUCCAUUUUGUGAAUAAUGAGAUGAUGUCUAAAGAAGAUAGAAUACGAAAAGUUCAAUCCGUGGUGAAAUAUCUAAAUACCAAAUUCCAACAAUUAUAUGUUCCAGAAGAAGAUGUAGUCAUAGACGAAUCACUUAUGAAGUUCAGAGGGCGGCUGAAUUACGUACAAUUUAUUGCAUCAAAACGUGCUAGAUUUGGAGUUAAAUUUUACAAAUUAUGUGAGUCUACUUCUGGGUAUUGUUCUAAGUUUAAAAUUUACACAGGACAGGAUAAAACUCAAGGAAGCGAUAUACCUGUAUCACAGAGUGUAGUAAUGGAGUUAGCCAAACCUAUUUUAGGGAAAGGGUAUACCUUGUUUUUAGACAACUGGUAUUCCUCCCCAGAAUUAUUCAAAAUUUUGAAUAAAAAUAAUACAAAUGUUGUUGGAACAGUUAGGAAAAAUCGAAAAAAUAUGCUACACAAGCUUACAUCGUACAAACUAAAAAAGGGAGACGUAACAACGUUAUCCUGUAGCGGUAUUCUGUGCUUACGCUGGCGUGAUAGGAAAGAUGUAUAUAUAAUGAGCAGCAAACAUUCAAAAGCAGAAAUGGUUGCCACAGGAAAAAUAAGAAGAAAGAAAGGAGGCGAGCAAGAAGAUGUUGUAAAACCUAGUUGUGUAAUAGAGUACAAUCGUGGAAUGGGAGGGGUCGAUAGACACGACCAAUUUCUUGCAAGUUUUCCACUAAUGCGGAAGUGUCAAAGGAUAUAA
Messenger RNA from Cephus cinctus (wheat stem sawfly), 1350 nucleotides. Its product is annotated as piggyBac transposable element-derived protein 4-like. The record is from RefSeq and is a predicted model, not a curated record. Lineage: Eukaryota; Metazoa; Arthropoda; Insecta; Hymenoptera; Cephidae. The transcript has a single exon. The coding region runs from base 1 to 1350 and encodes 449 amino acids.